GCGGGGCGAUCAGCUGACAGGUCAACAAGCUUUUGCAAGUCGAUCAUUCGGUUGUUUAGUCACCUAUGAACGUCAUCUCUCACAUGUUAUAACGCCAUGUAUGCUUUAGGACAUACAAAAGUGCAAUAUAAAUGACAACAUCUUAUUUAUAGCGAGCGAAGAACACACAAAAAUAUAGCCAUGAUCCGUUGCAUGUUCAGUAGAAAGCUCCCCAAACUUUAUUCCAGAGUAGUACAUCAAAUUUUACGGGCAGACAGACAAGCAGUAUGCUUCAGUACCGAUCAUUGUCAGUCUAUUGUUGGGGCAGGCGGCACAACUACCUCACACAAAAAGGCACACCACUCACAGGUGCCUCCUGUUGGGAGAAACAAGUACUGCACCCAACCAGCUGAAGCACUUGUUGUAUCACCAUGUCUACAAGAUCCCAAAGAAGAUCUUUCCCAGCAUCCAGCUGUGCAGAGACUUUUCCAAGGUCUGAAAGAGGGACAUCGGGCCAGCCUGGCAGAGUCUAUUACCCUGGUGGAGUCUGUUCACAGAAGAAAGCGUGCGGCGGCCGAGGCAUUACUUCAGCUGGUUUUGGAACACCUGCAACAGAAGAGAGUCAAAUGGAAAAAACCUUCCGCCUUCCGGAUAGGUUUGACAGGCCCCCCGGGUGCUGGGAAGUCUACGUUUAUUGAGGCUUUUGGGAAAUUCCUGACUGACUCUGGACACAAGGUGGCAGUAUUGGCUGUAGACCCCUCAUCUUCCACAACUGGAGGUUCCUUAUUGGGUGACAAGACCAGGAUGCCAGAGUUGUCACGAGACAUGAACGCGUACAUCCGACCUUCGCCGACCUCCGGCACGCUGGGCGGGGUCAACAGGAGAACCAACGAGGCCAUCGUUCUGUGUGAGGGGGCGGGGUAUGAUGUCAUACUGGUGGAAACAGUAGGUGUUGGACAGUCAGAGUUUGUAGUUGCUGACAUGGUGGACAUGUUUGUGCUGUUGGUCCCUCCAGCAGGUGGGGACGAACUACAGGGUCUGAAGAAAGGCAUUGUGGAGGUGGCAGACUUGGUUAUUGUGAACAAGGCUGACGGAGACCUGCUGCCUGCCGCACGGCGUAUACAGGCAGAGUACACGUCAGCACUCAAACUCAUCAGGCCCAGGUCACACGUGUGGAGACCCAGGGUAAUACGGGUGUCCUCGUUAACCAGGGAGGGGAUCCCCAAAGCGUGGGACAGGAUGACAGGGUUUCGGAACAAGACCUGGAACUCGGGAGAACUGGACAUGAAACGGCGUCGACAACACCGGGUCUGGAUGUGGAACCAUAUACAAGACAGCAUGAUCAAGCUGUUCCGUCAACAUCCGGGUGUACAGAGAUUGAUUGACGGGACAGAGGACCGAGUCAUGCGGGGAGAGAUCACACCAGGUGCUGCCGCUGAUGCCUUGCUCCGUGAGUUCCAGAAAUCCCCGAAAAUAAGCAAUCCAGAACCGAAACUGGACGAGCUGUAACAGGGCUGUCUCCAGGACCCGUUCCGGGCCUCAAUUUUCUUGUUGUAACAGGCAAAAAUUUUACCCUGUCCGUCUCAAUAAUCUGAGCUUCAUGACAUGAAAAAUAUUUUAAAUGAAAGAGGAAAGUUUUACUCAAUGGAAAUUUGGUUCCCAAAAUGUGUGCGAUUCACAGGGUUGGAAUUUGGACAAAUUUCCUGGGUAGCAUGCCCCAGGACCCCAAUAGUUUUAGUGCCCACCCCACACCCUACCCAGCAUUGAGUGGAAGAGACAAAAAAUGGAAAGCUGGAGGCAGCCCUGAGCUGUAUGAAGGGUUUUAUAUGUGUCGUUUUGUGGUCAACUACAGUUUAUAUGGACAGAAAUUCAUGUUGCGGAAUGAUACCAAAGUCAUACACUCCCAAAAGAGCAUGUUGGCAGAACCCGCAAAACCUGAAUUUUUGACUGUUUUCGUUACAAGUUUAGUCAACGUUGCAUCAAGG
Messenger RNA from Branchiostoma belcheri (Belcher's lancelet), 1964 nucleotides. Its product is annotated as methylmalonic aciduria type A homolog, mitochondrial-like. The record is from RefSeq and is a predicted model, not a curated record. Gene Ontology annotation, cellular component: cytoplasm. Gene Ontology annotation, molecular function: GTPase activity; GTP binding; ATP hydrolysis activity. Lineage: Eukaryota; Metazoa; Chordata; Leptocardii; Amphioxiformes; Branchiostomatidae. The coding region runs from base 181 to 1488 and encodes 435 amino acids. The transcript has 7 exons.